AUUUCCAAUUAAACAUUUAAAUGACCAGAAAAAGUAAUGGCGGAGCUGUAGAGUUGCAGUCGCCGAUACAAAAAGUUUCCCUCUCCCCACCGCCUUGCGGCGUUCCUCCACCACAAUUUUCUUCCGGAAUCACCGGCGUACGGCAAUCGCAGGCGCUAAUUGCGUGUAUAUGGGGGCAUCAUUGUCGAAUUUGGGGGAAAACGGGUCGGGCAGCGGCGGACCGGGUCUAGGGGAUAUACCGGAGAGCUGCGUUGCGUGCGUCUUUCUCUACCUAUCGCCGCCGGAGAUAUGCAAUUUGGCUCGCCUCAAUCGCGCCUUCCGCAGUGCCGCCUCAUCCGACGCCGUAUGGGAGGCGAAGCUCCCCUCCAAUUACCACCACCUCCUCCAGCUUCUCUCGCAACCCGCUCUUUGUGAAAACCUCUCCAGAAAGGAUAUUUUUGCCUUCCUCGCACGCCCUAACCUCUUCGACGACGCCAACAAGUUGGUAUGGGUGGACAGAUAUGCUGGGAGAGUUUGCAUGUCAAUAUCAGCAAAGGGGUUGUCCAUCACUGGCAUCGACGACAGGAGAUAUUGGAGUUGGGUUCCUACCGAAGAAUCCAGAUUUAACGUUGUAGCAUAUUUACAGCAAAUAUGGUGGUUUGAAGUUGAUGGAUCUGUGACGUUUCCUUUCCCACCAGAUGUAUACACACUGUCAUUUAGGAUACACCUUGGGAGAUUUUCUAGGAGACUGGGGCGUCGUAUCUCUCACUUUGAUCACACUCAUGGCUGGGAUAUCAAGCCCGUAAAGUUCGUGUUAUCUACUUCAGGCGGCCAACACGCAUCAAGUGAGUGCUUCUUAGACGACAUACCAAAGGGUGAUGCUAAUGGGAGUUACAAACGGGGUUGUUGGAUUGAGUACAAGGUGGGUCAGUUCCUAGUCAAGGAGUCGGAUCCGCCCACCGAAGUACGGUUCUCAAUGAAACAAAUCGACUGCACGCAUUCGAAAGGCGGCCUCUGCGUCGAUUCAGUGUCAAUCAUGCCCAGUGAGCUGAAAGAACGAAGAAGCGAACGGAGUUUGCAAUGAAGAGUGGUGUCUGUGUAUGUUGUUUUUGUUUUAUGUAGGGCUUUGUCAUACACUAAUACACUUCGUGAAAAGCAUUUGUAAUUUGGUUGUAGGUAGGUAUGAUCCUCUCUGCCCAUGUAAUCUUUAUUUUGAGGGCUUUUGUAAUUCAUGCAGUUUUGUCUCUAAUGUUUUAAGCAGAUUUUUUUUCCUGCUCCUUUGUAUCAAAAGUGAGAGAGAAUGCAAUUUUUUUAUGAACUUGUA
Salvia hispanica is the source of this 1303-nucleotide messenger RNA. RefSeq names its product F-box protein PP2-A15. Lineage: Eukaryota; Viridiplantae; Streptophyta; Magnoliopsida; Lamiales; Lamiaceae. The record is from RefSeq and is a predicted model, not a curated record. Gene Ontology annotation, molecular function: protein binding.